AUGGUUCUACCGAGAUCGGCUCUUUCUGGCGGCCUUGGUCGCAGUGUGACUGCCUUGCAACAAUAUACCAUUCGUUCAGCUGUUGGAUGCAAGCCUCAUGGUCAUGCAGUUGCAACAUUAGCUACUUUCAGUGUCCCCAACGUGUCCAACGAACCGAAUAAACAUUAUGCCAAAGGGUCGACCGAGCGAGAACAAUUAGCCUCCGCAGUAAAAUCCUUCAAGAGGAAAGCGCCGCUUGAGGUUCCCAUUGUGGUUGGUGGUAAGGAGGUGAACAAUAAAUCCGUCCUAACUCAGUUCAAUCCUGCGUCUCAUGCGGACGCAGUUGCAAAAUAUUCAAACGCCAGCGCCGAAGAAGUUUCCCAGGCUAUCGACUCGGCUCUGAAAGCCAAGGCAUCAUGGGAGUCACUUCCUUUCGCCGAUCGAGCUGCAGUCUUUCUGAAGGCCGCGGAUUUGAUAUCUGGAAAAUACCGCUAUGAGCUCAUGGCAGCGACGAUGGUGGGCCAAGGAAAGAACGCCUUUCAGGCCGAAAUUGAUGCUGCAGCAGAGACAUGUGACUUCUUAAGAUUUAACGUAAAGUAUGCCGAAGAGCUUUAUGCUCAGCAACCUGUUCACAACUCGCCAGGUGUUUGGAACCGUGUCGAGUAUCGUGCUUUAGAGGGCUUUGUCUACGCAAUUAGUCCUUUCAACUUCACCGCCAUUGCUGCCAACCUUCCGGCCAUUCCUGCUUUGUUGGGAAAUGUUGUCCUUUGGAAGCCAUCUCCAUCAGCAAUUGCAUCGAACUGGUUGCUCUAUCAGAUUCUCCUUGAAGCUGGCCUGCCGCGUGACGUGGUGCAAUUUGUUCCUGGGGAUGCUGAAGAAGUCACGAAGGUCGUCCUCUCCCACCGUGAAUUCGCGGCCUUACACUAUACUGGUAGCACUGCUGUUUUCCGCUCUCUCUACGGGAAGAUUGCGUCCAAUGUUGCAGAAGGUAAGUAUCAAGGGUAUCCGCGCAUCGUAGGCGAGACAGGCGGGAAGAACUUCCAUUUGCUGCACCCCAGCGCCGACGUCGAGAAUGCCGUUAUUAACACGGUUCGCGGCGCUUUCGAAUUUCAAGGCCAGAAGUGCAGUGCUACAUCGCGUGCUUAUGUCCCUGCUUCGCUCUGGCCCGCCGUCAAGUCGCGCCUUAUUGAAGAGACAGAGAAGCUCAAGAUUGGAGACUCCGAAGCGUUUGAAAAUUUCAUUGGCCCAGUCAUCCACGAACCAUCGUUUAAGAAGCUUUCGGGUGUCAUUGAUGCGGCCAAGGAUGACAAUGAGUUGGAGCUCCUUGUCGGCGGUAAAUAUGAUGGCUCCAAGGGCUACUUCAUUCAUCCGACUAUCUAUGUCACGAGCAACCCUGCACAUGCCCUGAUGUCAAAGGAGCUUUUCGGCCCCAUUCUUGUGGUCUAUGUCUACGACGACUCCAGUAGCGAGUCUUUCGGUGAUAUCUGCCGCGUCAUUGAUGCUGCCACUGACUACGCUUUGACCGGCUCCAUCUUUGCUCGCGACAGGCAUGCCAUCAGGUUCGCUGAGGAGGCUUUACGAAAUUCAGCUGGCAAUUUCUACGUGAAUUGCAAGAGCACGGGUGCUGUUGUAGGCCAGCAGCCUUUCGGAGGCGCGCGUGCCAGUGGCACCAACGACAAAGCAGGCAGCCAAAACAUUCUUGCACGAUUCGUGAGCAUGCGGUCCAUCAAAGAAGACUUUAUCGGCAGUUAUGAAGUACCAUACCCCAGCAAUCAGAUUUGA
Xylona heveae TC161 is the source of this 1761-nucleotide messenger RNA. RefSeq names its product delta-1-pyrroline-5-carboxylate dehydrogenase 1. The transcript is spliced from 5 exons. Bases 1 to 1761 code for a protein of 586 amino acids. Gene Ontology annotation, cellular component: mitochondrial matrix. Gene Ontology annotation, molecular function: L-glutamate gamma-semialdehyde dehydrogenase (NAD+) activity. The record is from RefSeq and is a predicted model, not a curated record. NCBI's taxonomy places the organism in Eukaryota, Fungi, Ascomycota, Xylonomycetes, Xylonales, Xylonaceae.